Molecule: messenger RNA, 2603 nt
Organism: Carlito syrichta (Philippine tarsier)
Lineage: Eukaryota; Metazoa; Chordata; Mammalia; Primates; Tarsiidae
Gene: ACSL3
Product: acyl-CoA synthetase long chain family member 3
Exons: 16
Coding region: 261-2423 (720 amino acids)
Biological process (GO): long-chain fatty acid metabolic process; neuron differentiation; long-chain fatty-acyl-CoA metabolic process
Cellular component (GO): lipid droplet; plasma membrane; endoplasmic reticulum
Molecular function (GO): long-chain fatty acid-CoA ligase activity
Source: RefSeq, a predicted model, not a curated record
GUCACAAAGACACUCUCUUGAAGUCACUAGUACCUCCUACCAUUGUCAACUGAGGCCUUCAGUGGCUACCAUGACCUUUAUGACAAAAACCCAAAUUCUCUAGAACUGGUCUCCAGAGUACAGCAACACGUUGUCAAAGAAAACAUCCUGGAAUGGUGAACAGAACCUGGGCCUCAACUGGGAAUUCUAACGUCUCACCACCUGGACGAGCAAAUUUGGAGAUUUUUGCUGAAAUCUCUGAAUUCUGCUUUUGAGCACUCAUGAAUAACCACGUAUCUUCAAAACCAUCCACCAUGAAGCUAAAACAUACCAUCAAUCCUAUUCUUUUAUAUUUUAUACAUUUUAUAAUAUCACUUUAUACUAUUUUAACAUACAUUCCAUUUUAUUUUUUUUCUGAGUCAAGACAAGAAAAAUCCAACCAAAUUAAAGCAAAGCCUGUAAAUUCAAGACCUGGGUCUGCAUACAGAUCUGUUAAUAGUUUGGAUGGCUUGGCUUCAGUUUUAUACCCUGGAUGUGAUACACUAGAUAAAGUUUUUAUGUAUGCAAAAAACAAAUUUAAGAACAAAAGACUCUUGGGAACACGUGAAAUUUUAAAUGAGGAAGAUGAAGUACAACCAAAUGGAAAAAUUUUUAAAAAGGUUAUUCUUGGACACUAUAAUUGGCUCUCCUAUGAAGAUGUCUUCAUUCAAGCCCUUAAUUUUGGAAAUGGCUUACAGAUGUUGGGUCAGAAACCGAAGACCAACAUCGCCAUCUUCUGUGAAACCAGGGCCGAGUGGAUGAUUGCUGCACAGGCGUGUUUUAUGUAUAACUUUCAGCUUGUUACAUUAUAUGCCACUCUAGGUGGUCCAGCAAUUGUUCAUGGAUUAAAUGAAACAGAGGUGACCAACAUCAUUACUAGCAAAGAACUCUUGCAAACGAAGUUGAAGGAUAUCGUUUCUUUGGUCCCACGCUUGCAGCACAUCAUCACUGUUGAUGGGAAGCCACCAAACUGGUCUGAGUUCCCCAAGGGCGUCAUCGUGCAUACCAUGGCUGCGGUGCAGGUUCUGGGAGCCAAGGCCAACAUGGAAAACCAACCGCAUAGCAGACCAUUGCCCUCGGAUAUUGCAGUAAUCAUGUACACGAGUGGCUCCACAGGACUUCCAAAAGGGGUCAUGAUCUCACAUAGCAACAUUAUUGCUGGUAUAACCGGAAUGGCGGAAAGGAUUCCAGGCCUGGGAGAGGAAGAUGUGUAUGUUGGAUAUUUGCCUCUGGCCCAUGUUCUAGAAUUAAGUGCUGAGCUUGUUUGUCUUUCUCAUGGAUGCCGCAUUGGUUAUUCCUCACCACAGACUUUAGCAGAUCAGUCUUCAAAGAUAAAAAAAGGAAGCAAAGGGGAUACAUCCAUGUUGAAACCAACAUUGAUGGCAGCUGUUCCGGAAAUCAUGGAUCGGAUCUACAAAAAUGUCAUGAAUAAAGUGAAUGAGAUGAGUAGUUUUCAACGCAAUCUGUUUAUUUUGGCCUAUAAUUACAAAAUGGAACAGAUUUCAAAGGGGCGUAGUACUCCACUGUGUGAUAGCUUUGUUUUCCGGAAAGUUCGAAGCUUGCUAGGUGGAAAUAUUCGACUUCUGUUGUGUGGCGGUGCUCCGCUUUCUGCAACCACACAGCGAUUCAUGAAUAUCUGCUUUUGCUGUCCUGUUGGUCAGGGAUAUGGACUUACUGAAUCUGCUGGGGCUGGAACAAUCACAGAAGUGUGGGACUACAAUACUGGCAGAGUGGGAGCACCAUUAGUUUGCUGUGAAAUCAAAUUAAAGAACUGGGAGGAAGGUGGAUACUUUAAUACUGAUAAACCACACCCCAGGGGUGAAAUUCUUAUUGGUGGCCUAAAUGUGACAAUGGGAUACUACAAAAAUGAAGCAAAAACAAAAACUGAUUUCUUUGAAGAUGAAAGUGGACAGAGGUGGCUCUGUACUGGAGAUAUCGGAGAGUUUGACCCUGAUGGUUGUUUAAAGAUUAUUGAUCGUAAAAAGGACCUUGUAAAAUUGCAGGCAGGAGAAUAUGUUUCUCUUGGGAAAGUGGAGGCAGCUCUGAAGAAUCUUCCACUGAUAGAUAAUAUUUGUGCAUAUGCAAACAGUUAUCAUUCUUAUGUCAUUGGAUUUGUUGUGCCAAAUCAAAAGGAACUUACAGAACUAGCUCGAAAGAAAGGACUUAAAGGGACUUGGGAGGAGCUGUGUAACAGUUGUGAAAUGGAAAAUGAGGUACUUAAAGUGCUCUCUGAAGCUGCUAUUUCAGCAAGUCUGGAAAAGUUUGAAAUUCCAGUAAAAAUUCGUUUAAGCCCUGAACCAUGGACCCCUGAAACUGGUCUGGUGACAGAUGCCUUCAAGCUGAAACGCAAAGAGCUUAAAACACAUUACCAGGCGGACAUUGAACGAAUGUAUGGAAGAAAAUAAUUAUUCUUUUUUGGUGUCGGUUUGCUACAGUGAGCUCAGAUCAAAUAGGAAAAUACUUGAAACGCAUGUCUCAAACCGUGAGGCAGACUCCAUUCCUCAUAUUAAAUAAACCUAAACUGUUAUUUCUCAUGACAUCACCAUUUUUAACUGACAGGAUUAGUAAAAUAUUAAGACAGCAAA